Messenger RNA from Hordeum vulgare subsp. vulgare (domesticated barley), 2908 nucleotides. RefSeq lists its product as uncharacterized. Gene Ontology annotation, biological process: protein phosphorylation. The transcript is spliced from 6 exons. The coding region runs from base 38 to 2797 and encodes 919 amino acids. Gene Ontology annotation, molecular function: polysaccharide binding; ATP binding; protein kinase activity. NCBI's taxonomy places the organism in Eukaryota, Viridiplantae, Streptophyta, Magnoliopsida, Poales, Poaceae. The record is from RefSeq and is a predicted model, not a curated record.
GCCUCCUUUGCUGCUCGUAGAAGUAUAGCACGUAGCCAUGUCAACACAAGCUGCACCUGCACGUAGAUGCAAAUUGCCUCCCUCUUCCUCGGUGAAAACCAUGCCUAUGCCGCUGCUGCUCCCGCUCGCCUUCUUAUUUCUGCGCACAGUUACACCCACCGGCAGCAACGGGAGCUGCACGCCGAGGUCAUGCGGGGACCUGACCAUCAGGUACCCCUUCUCCCUCGCCGGCGCACAGCCGUUCUACUGCGGCUACCCGCCCUUCGACCUCACCUGCGACACCAGCACUGGUCAUGCUGGUGCCUACGUGAGGAAAACGUUCAGGGAGCACCUGUUCCGCAUCAACGACAUAUCCUAUGAGAACAACUCCAUGGUGGCCGCCGUGCAGACCUCCUUCGUGGGCGACAGGGCCUGCCCCGUCCCCGACUUCAACGUGUCGGCCAGCCUCGCCCUCUUCCCGUUCAACAUCAGCGUCGCCAACAAGCGUCUGGUGUUCUUCUACAACUGCACCGUGCCUCGUGAGUUCAGCCUGCCGCGGCGGUGCGCGAAUCACUCGAUGGGAGCCUACAUCUCCGGUUCAUGGGACGACGGCGAAGGCGGCACGCCGCCGCAGGGGGUUCCGAGGAACUGUAGCUCGGUGAGCGUGCCGGUGCACCGAGGAAUGGCGCGACCUCAUGAGCACUACGAGCGGCUGAUCAGGGAUGGAUUCCUCCUGAAGCUGCUGGCGCCGAUAGGGGACUGCGAUGGAUGCAGGCAGAUGAGCGGCAGGGAGUGCAGGUUCGAUCAGUUUGCGUUCCAGUGCGCCUGCCCCGACGGGAACCUCUGCUCAAAUUCCACCCAAGAAACCAACGCAACAGCUCAUCCAGUAUUGCAGCUUGAUUGCAUAGACGCAAUUAAAACAAAUUCAUCGGCGCUGAUUGAAUUGGCAGAUGAAUGGCAGAUGAAGUUCCUGAAAACGGGAUCUGAUGCCUGUGGGAAAUUCGGCUACUGCGUGGGGGCGCGGCUGAGGUGCAGGCGACGCCAGUCCGUCGCGGGAGGCAGUGGUGAGAGCCGUGUGCGUGGCCCGUAUCCGCUCCAUCUUCACCCGCCUCUCCUUGAGCUUGAGGUACGCCAACCCCUUAGCGAAGGUAGGCUCCGGGAUGAGAGUAAGGUUGGAGGCGACGUUCCCAAACUCAUCAUUGAGACCAGCGAACUCGCCGUGAAGAAGGACCUUGGGCUGAAGUUUGUUGUCGGUGAAGAGGCCGUUGAGAUUGGUCCAUACGGCGUAAGCGUUAUCAUCGUCGCAUACAACGGUGUGGAAGAGGUCCUUGGAGAUGGUGAGGUAGAACCAGCGGAUGAUGGUGGCGUUGCGGGUCAUCCAGUCCUCGUCAUUCACCAUGAGACGGGAGUCCACGAUGCCAUCGAUGUGACUGUGGAGCAGGUACUCAAGGAACACCAAAGAGAAGUACCUCUUUCAGGCGGAGUAGGAGGCGGUGGACUAAUCAACGAUCACUGGAACGCGGUCGAAGAUGUUGAAAUCGCGAACGAGGGGGACGUCCGGGCCGACGAACGGAUUGCUGCCGGAGGAGGCCGAGUAACUCAGAGAGACCAUGGCAGCGGGCGAUCGGCGGCUUCGGGUGGUAAGGCUUUGAUAUCAGCAGCUGCAGCACUGCUCUUGCCUUGUAUUUAUGUGCUUAUAUGCUAUAUGACGGGGAAAAGAAACAGGUUUCUCCUCUGGAAAAAGAAUACCAGCAGCACUGAAAGGCAUUACGAGGCUAUGAUAGUAUCGUAUGGAUCACUUGCUCCAAAAAGAUACAUGUACUCAGAGGUAAUGAAGAUAACGUCUUCUCGCAAUAAGAAACUUGGCCAGGGUGGUUACGGUGUGGUUUUCGAAGGAAAGCUACAUGAUGACCGUCUGGUUGCUGUGAAAUUCUUGCAUGACUGCAAAGGAAAUGGGGAGGAGUUUGUGAAUGAGGUUAUGAGCAUUGGCAGGACCUCUCAUGUGAAUAUUGUUAGCCUGUUUGGAUUUUGUUUGGAGGGAUCAAAACGAGCUCUUAUAUAUGAGUACAUGUGCAAUGGUUCCCUAGAUAGAUACAUCUACUCAGAGAACCCAAAAGAAAUUUUAGGAUGGGAGAGGCUCUAUGCGAUAGGGAUUGGAAUAGCUCGUGGACUGGAAUAUUUGCACCAUAGUUGUAACACACGGAUCGUCCAUUUUGACAUUAAGCCUCAAAAUAUCCUUCUGGACAAGGAUUUUUGCCCAAAGAUUGCCGAUUUUGGUCUAGCUAAACUAUGCCAUACCAAGGAGAGCAAGCUUUCAAUGAUUGGUGCUAGAGGAACAAUUGGAUUCAUUGCUCCAGAAGUUCACUCGCGAAACUUCGGACUUGUUUCAACAAAGUCAGAUGUUUAUAGUUAUGGAAUGAUGUUGCUAGAGAUGGUUGGAGGCAGGAAAAAUGUGAAAUCAGUGGUUGCAAAGUCAAGUGAAAAGUAUUUCCCAGAUUGGAUUUAUGAUCACUUUGCUCAAGACGAUGGAUUAGAAGCAUGUGAAGUUACAAGUGACAUUGAGGAAAUUGCAAGAAAGAUGACCCUUAUUGGCUUGUGGUGCAUACAAGUAUUACCUAUGUAUCGCCCUACUAUUACCAAAGUUCUAGAAAUGUUCGACAGAAACAUAGAUGAGAUGGCCAUGCCACCGAAGCAAAACUUCAGUGGACUACUAGAAAAUUCAGCUCACAAUAUGAAUCUAAAAAGUGCAAGCUCUACGAGAUCUGGGGAGACAAGCCUUGUAAAUUCAGGAAACACACAACAAUGUCCACCACUUUGAGGAGGUUACUUGUACUACAGUAUAUUGUUAUGUUGAACAGGCUCAACUAAGUUCGACAUUGUACCGUAAUCCUUCCAGAAUUGCCAAUGCACAAUUGACUGGAAAAUCCAA